Molecule: messenger RNA, 3372 nt
Organism: Larimichthys crocea (large yellow croaker)
Lineage: Eukaryota; Metazoa; Chordata; Actinopteri; Sciaenidae
Product: arachidonate 15-lipoxygenase B
Exons: 15
Coding region: 171-2183 (670 amino acids)
Biological process (GO): lipid oxidation
Molecular function (GO): oxidoreductase activity, acting on single donors with incorporation of molecular oxygen, incorporation of two atoms of oxygen; protein binding; iron ion binding
Source: RefSeq, a predicted model, not a curated record
UCCUUGACUCCACCUGGUCUUUAAAAAGACGUUCAUCUCUACAAGAGAAGAGAAGAAAGGGACCAGUCGAUCGAAGAGCUAAAGCCUGACAAUAAUCAUCAAAUUCUUGCAAAUUUGACGUUCUCUACCAGACUCCAAGGUUGCUAGUCCUUCCACUCCUUAGAGCCAAAAUGGUGAAGUAUGAAGUGUUUAUCACCACCGCAAAACUCGCUCAGGCCAUGACUACAAAUAAUGUCUUCAUUAAGCUGGUGGGCACAGAUGGGGAGAGUAAACGUACAUGGCUCACAAGCUUUAAAGGGAGUGCUGCCUUCUACCCGGGAACAGAGACUAAAUUUUCGGUGUGUUGCCCCGCCUCGCUUGGAAAGCUGGUGUUGAUUGAGGUUGACAAAAAGCCUCUCCUGCUGUUCCCAGAAGAUGCAUGGUUUCCCAGCAAGGUGAAAGUGAAGUCCCCAGAGGGAGACAUCUACAACUUUCCCAUCCACCGUUGGAUCCUUGACAGUGAGGUUCAACUAUUCAGAGAAGGAACGGCUUUAAGAAUCUCUGAUGACAAUCAUCAUCUUGGCAAGUACAGUAGAGAGAAGGAGCUGAAGAAGAGAGAGGAACUGUACGGCUGGGAUGUUUAUAAAGAGGGACUACCUCACUGCAUGAAGGGAGACAAUCCUCUUUGUCUGCCUGCUGAGGUCCGCUUCUCCUUCACCAAGACUACAGAGUUUCUCUUUACUGCAUCCACAGGGCUGACAGAGCUGCAACUGAAGGGACUGUCUUGUUCCAAGAAGAAUUGGUCUAAUCUUGAUGAUAUUGGCAAAGUUUUCUGCAACAAAACAACAGAUAUAUCAGAAUAUGUCCAGCAGCACUGGAAGGACGAUGCAUUUUUUGGUUUCCAGUAUCUAAAUGGGGUCAACCCCAUUUUGAUCCAACGUUGUAUAGACCUGCCCAAGAACUUCCCUGUCACUGAUGACAUGGUGUUUCUCCAAGGUGGAGGCUCUUUAAUGGAGGAAAUGCAGAAAGGCAACAUAUUCCUGUGUGACUACAAACGUUUGGAUGGAGUGACACCAAACGUCAUCAACGGGAAGAAUCAGUACUUGAUGGCUCCACUCGUGCUUCUCCACAAAACCCCUGAGGAUAAGCUCAUGCCGAUUGCUAUCCAGCUGAAGCAGACUCCAGCCGACGACAAUCCCAUCUUUUUUCCUACUGAUUCAGAGUACGACUGGUUGAUGGCCAAGAUUUUUGUGAGAAGCGCCGAUUUUAACGAGCAUCAGCUCAAUGUUCACCUGCUGCGCACUCAUCUGCUGGCUGAAGUCUUUGCAGUGUCACUGCUGCGCAAUGUGCCCAUGGUGCAUCCACUGUACAAGCUCCUCAUACCUCACACUCGCUACACUCUGCAGAUCAACAACUUAGCUCGACUUGUCCUAAUAUCUGAGACAGGAGUUUUCACAGAGUUUUCAGCGUCCGGCGGAGAGGGUAUGAUCACAAUCCUGAACCGAUCACUGUCCACCAUGACCUACAGUUCUCUCUGUAUACCAGACGACAUCGCUGAGCGUGGGGUGGAGGCUGUGCCAAACUUCUACUACAGAGAUGAUGGACUUAGGCUUUGGGAUAUCAUCCACAGGUUCGUUAAUGGAGUGCUUGGCCACUACUACAAGAGUGAUGAUGAGGUUUGCCAAGACCCGGAACUACAGAAGUGGAUUCAAGACAUUUUUGAACAUGGAUUCCUCUCCCAGGCUAGCACAGGAGUCCCUCAGAAAUUUGGCACCGUGGCUGAGUUGGUCAAGUUUGUCACCAUGGUGAUCUUCUGUUGCUCAGGCCAGCACUCAGCUGUCAACUCCGGACAGUAUGACUAUGGUGGCUGGAUGCCCAACACUCCCAUCUCCCUGCAACGUCCUCCACCAACCACAAAGGGGACAGCAAGCGAGGCCACGAUGCUGCAGACGUUCCCUGACAUCAAUACAACAGCGCAAGGAAUGGCCACCAUGUGGCUACUCAGCAAGCAGUCCUCUGACUUUGUCCCUCUCGGCAAGUACCCAGAGGAGCAUUUCUUUGAGGAGGUUCCCUGCAAGCUGAUAAAAGAUUUCCAAGGGGAACUUGAAAUUUUAAGUACAGCGAUCAAAAGCAGGAACGAGAACCUGGAAGUCCCUUACAGAUACAUGGACCCUCCGUUGCUGGAAAAUAGCGUUGCUAUUUGAAUGUUACGGUGGAUGAAAGUUUGAUCCCCCUUCAUGACUCAGGCGAUGGACAGUUUUGCUGAUUAAUCAUCUCUGUGCCCCCGCAGAGUUGAUGUCCUCAUCAGGGAAUCCUAAUUAGCCUAAUUAGUCUUUCAACUUUCCAGUCAUGAGUUUUCAGAUUGUCCUCACCGUGAUUGUCCAAAGCUCAUUUUAAUCUUAGCCCCUGGAACUUUCUCGCAAACUCAGUGAAUUUUAAACAUUUGUAUGCAAAACACACCUCUGACAUAAAGUCAAGCUUUUCUUUGCACAAACACUGCUGUGGUGGCAAUGAGCAAAUGUAACAAUCCAAGCAUUUUAGCAACAGUUCUGCUCGCUCUGUCGAGUUUCUUGUGAUAUUUUUAUCUGAAAAAUAAUAACUGGUCAGCAACCCAAUGUUAUAAAUCUUAAACUGUCCUCCACUGGUUGAUACAACAUAACUGAGAUUGGCUCCAACUUGUACAGAUUUCUUUGUGUUGUGUAUUAUGUCAAGCAUUUACUCCUGCAUCAUUACAUAAUAACAAUGUAACUUUGCCAAUAAGAAAAUUCAAAAACAAUUUUAAAAAUGUAAAAAAACUUUGUGAAAUGCUUUAGAACAUGUUGCAUAUAAUUUGUUAUAUGAUCAUUAAAAGCUGUAAACACGUAAGGUCUGUUAACGGGUUAUUUGCAUUACAACAAGAUAGCUGUCAGUAAGUUUGCCACCUGGAUGCUAAAUACAUUUCCAUUGGGAAUAGAUGUAAAUUGUGUUGGUAGACCUGCUUCGAUGCUCUUUUGCUGAUUUCCUGCUUAGAUUUUAUAUAUGUAUACUGGGUGGUGCUCCCUGUGUGCCUGAAGGUGUGAGCGCCUUUUAACAGUAAUAUUAGUAGUAUUAUUAGUAGUAUUGUUACAGAUGUUUGCAAUACUGUAAGUGACUGUUAGUCUUCAAAUCCAGCUUGUUUGAGAUGUAUCUUUUUUUUUCUUAGCAAGUUGUGGUGGAAACAGAGUAAGCAGAACAACCAAUGUAACCAUUUCUCAUCAAGGUCCUCCAGCUUUUUCUAUAUGAUGAAAAGCCUCUGUUGUUUUUUUCAACCUGAAGGUUUUCCUCCAUCAGUUUUUCUUUUGAUCCAGAAGAAAUGUAAGUGGAGGUUCACCGACAACCUUACUUUCAAUAAAAAGUAUAUUUUUACCCAAUAAA